Molecule: messenger RNA, 2484 nt
Organism: Abrus precatorius (Indian licorice)
Lineage: Eukaryota; Viridiplantae; Streptophyta; Magnoliopsida; Fabales; Fabaceae
Product: probable aminotransferase ACS10
Exons: 4
Coding region: 225-1691 (488 amino acids)
Biological process (GO): biosynthetic process; amino acid metabolic process
Molecular function (GO): pyridoxal phosphate binding; L-aspartate:2-oxoglutarate transaminase activity; aromatic-amino-acid:2-oxoglutarate transaminase activity
Source: RefSeq, a predicted model, not a curated record
GAGCGCUGAGAAUAUCCCAAAUCCCAAGAGGGAGGACCCGCCCGCGCAGAGAGGAAGAGAAAGAGAAAUAGAUUAGAGAUUAGAGAAUAUUCAGCGCCCACACGCUAACGCUAACGAGAAGGAGGAGUUUGGAAAAUCCAAAAUUGGUUUCCCUUUCAUUCACAAUUUCUUCUUGGCCUCCAUCAAUUCAUAAUCAUGGAAGGGUUUUAGAGGAACAUAACACAAUGAGAGUGAUAGUGCCUCUGCAAGGCGUAGUGCAAGGCAGAGGAGGCCUUUUCUGGGGUUCAGUCAUUCCUUGUGCUCUCUUCUACUUUCUUCAGCUCUUCUUCAAGACUCGUCACAAUCAUCGCUCUUCCUCUUCCCACAACCACAAGGAAGACUCCUCCUUCCACCGCUCUCUCUCCCCCAGACACCCCCCCACUGCCUCUGCUUACGUGUCACCUCGCGCCAGUUCUGUCACCGCCGUUAACUGUCCUUACUACCUUGCUUUACAGAAGGCAAACGACAAUCCCUACCACCAGAUUCAUAAUUCCCACGGCGUUAUUCAGCUUGCUCUGCCUCAGAACACUCUAUCUCUCGACUUGAUUCAAGAUUGGAUUCGCCACAACGAAUUCGGUACACAACUCAAUAUCGCAGCCGUUGCUCCUUACCAACCUCUCCAUGGACUCAUGGACCUCAAAGUGGCUGUGGCUGGUUUCAUGUCUCAAGUUUUGGAAAAGCCUGUUUUCUUCAACCCCUCCCGAAUGGUAUUAACUGCAGGUGCCACCCCUGCCAUUGAGAUUCUAAGCUUCUGCUUAGCAGAUCAUGGAAAUGCAUUCCUUGUUCCCACGCCUCACAGCCCUGGCUUUGACGGGGUUGUAAAAUGGCGUACUGGCGUGGAUAUAAUACCUGUUCCCUGCCGCAGCACAGAUGACUUCAAUUUAAGUAUAACUGCACUUGACCGAACCUUCAACCAAGCAAAGAUACGUGGUCAAAAAGUCCGUGGAAUUAUAAUAACAAACCCGUCAAAUCCUGCUGGCAAAGCGUUAAAUCGUGAAACACUAUUCGAUCUUUUAGACUUUGCUAGAGAGAAAAACAUUCACAUAAUCUCAAAUGAAAUAUUUUCAGGCUCUUCUUAUGGCAACGAAGAGUUUGUGAGCAUGGCAGAAAUCAUGGAAGCAGAAGAUCAUGAUCGGGAUAGAGUUCAUAUAGUAUUUGGUUUGUCAAAUGAGCUCUCUGUUCCAGGUUUGAAGGUGGGUGUUAUCUACUCGUAUAAUGAGAAUGUUGUGGCCGCUUCUAGCAAAUUGGCAAGGUUCUCUACUGUUUCUGCUCCAACCCAGCGAUUGCUUAUCUCCAUGCUUUCUGAUACAAGUUUUGUACGAAAAUUCAUUGAGAUUAACAAAUUGAGGCUGCGGGAAAUGUAUAAUACAUUUGUGGCAGGGUUGAAGCAGUUAGGGAUUGAGUGCACUAGGAGCAGUGGUGGUUUUUGCUGCUGGGCUGACAUGAGUAGGUUGAUCCGCUCUUACAGUGAAAAGGGGGAGCUUGAGCUUUGGGAUAGAUUGUUGAAUGUAGCCAAGAUCAAUGCUACCCCGGGAUCAUUUUGUCAUUGUAUUGAACCUGGAUGGUUCCGUUUUUGUUUUGCUACAUCGACUGAAAAGGAUAUUUCUGUAGUAAUGGAACGGAUUCGGAGAGUUUCUGAUGCAACACAGUGACAUAGUUGAUACAGUGUCGAUUAGUUCUGCAAAUUUGCUUGGUUUAUUGAUUCUUUAUUCUUUUGGUGACGCCGGCAUCAUCCUAGAAAGAAUUAUCUGUCGUCAAGGGGUAGAUGGAUGACAUGGGGUUAUGCAAUGGAGUUGCUUCAAAAUGAUAGGUUGUAAAUUGUAAUCUUUAAGCCUACGCUUUUGAACUUGUAUAAAAUAUUAAAAUGUAUAGUCGGAGCCUGGUAGAUGAUUUCUGCUGUUACAAAAAUUAGCACUGAAAUGGCUUUAGGUGCAAGCAAAGGAGAAACAGUGAAACACUGAUCUCGACCUGAUGAAGCACCACUGGUACUAUCAACUUAAUCAGCUUACGAUGAGAAGAGUAAGAAAAUGGACGGAAAGGUAAAAAGUCACCCAAAUUCGGUUAUGGGCAUGAUAACAGUUUUUAUUUGUACCUUCAUUUUUUACAUUUGUUUUUCAUAAGCUUAUAUUAGAUUAUUAGAGAAUCACAUAUCCUUCAAGCUUUGUUGUAUAUUUCAGCAGGAAGGUCCUGUUGUAUUAUUAAUAUUUGGUGUGAUAAUUGACAAAAUCUGAAAUUUGAUUACGCUUUUUCGCUUGCUCAUCUGUUGACGUAAUGAGCUUUUGGAUGUCAUCUCCUUCUCAGGGAUUCGUGAAGCCUCUUAUCAGGUGUGCCCCUCCUUAACAUAUAGGAUGGAUCGAGUAUAAUGUAGAUAGCAACUUCCCUAGACAACCUAAGCAAAAGUGGUUUUGCUUGCUUAGAGUAUCUUUAAUUUUCCUAUUUAUCAAC